AUGGCGGCGGACUGGGCGUGGUGGAUCGGCCUCCUCCUCGGCGCCGUUCCGCUGCUGGUGCUCGCUGUGUGGCACAGCAACGACGCCGGCCACUGCGCCGCCUUCGCGCUGAAGCGGUGGCGCCACCACCGUGGCGCGACGAGGCCGAGGCUCCCGCCGGGCCACAUGGGGCUCCCGUUCGUGGGCGAGAGCCUCUGGCUGCUCUGGUACUACAAGUUCGCGCGGCGCCCCGGCCCCGGCCCCGACGGCUUCGUGGACGCCAGGAGGAGACGCUACUACGGCGGGGCCGCCCGCGCGGGCGACGUGGGCGUGUACCGCACGCACCUAUUCGGCUCGCCGACCGUCCUCGUCUGCUCGCCGGCGGCCAACAAGUUCGUCCUCAACUCCUCCCAGGAUGGCGCCUUCGGCAUCCGCUGGCCCGCGCCCGAGCUCGUCGGCCUCUCUUGUCUGGUCAACGUGGAGGGUCGCCAGCACGCCAGGCUCCGCGGGUUCGUCCUCGCCGCCAUCAACCGCCCCGCCUCGCUCCGCGCCAUCGCGGAGGUCGUCCAGCCGCGCGUCGUGGCGGCGCUGCGGUCGUGGGCGGACGCGAAGGGCACCGUCUCCGCCGCCACAGAGAUCAAGAAAGUGACGUUCGAGAACAUAUGCAAGAUGUUCGCGAGCAUGGAUCCGUCGCCUGUCACCGACAUGAUGGACGGGUGGUUCGCCGGCUUACUCGCUGGAUUGAGGGCGUUCCCGAUAGACUUCCCCGGAACGGCCUACCGUCACGCUCGCGCUUGCCGCAGAAAGCUGGACGCUGUGUUCAGGGAGGAGGUCCAGAGGAGGAGGAGGAGGAGGGAGGGCACGGUGGACGACGCCACCAGCAGGGACUUGAUGAGCGGGCUGAUGGAGAUGGAAGACGAGCAAGGGAAGAAGCUCUGCGACGACGAGGUGGUCGACAACAUCGUCUCCCUCAUCGUCGCGGGCUACGAGUCCACUUCCAACGCCAUGAUGUGGGCGGUCUAUCACCUAGCCAAGUCUCCCCACGCUCUUCACAAGCUGAGGGAGGAGAACAGCGUCGUGAGUCGAGACAACAAGAACGGUGGCUUCAUUACCCUGGACGACAUCCCUACCAUGAAGUACACUGCCAAGGUGGUAGAAGAAACAAUCCGAGUAGCCAACGUAGCUCCGAUGGUCCAUCGCGUAGCACAUAGAGAUGUCGAGUACAGAGGUUAUACGAUUCCGAAAGGGUGGAGGGUCGUGGUGUGGCUGCGCUCCCUGCAUACCGACGCCCGCUACUACGAUGAUCCACUCAGCUUCAACCCGGACAGAUGGGACAAGCCGCCAAAGCCAGGAACGUACCAGGUGUUCGGUGGAGGGCCUAGGGUCUGCGCUGGGAACAUGCUGGCGAGGCUGCAGCUCAGCAUCAUGCUCCACCAUCUAGCUGUUGGAUACAAAUGGGAGCUGCUUAAUCCUGAUGCUGAGGUCACAUACCUUCCCCACUCGAAACCGGUGGAUGGGGCCGCCAUGUCGUUUAGCAGAUUGGACUCCGUUUAAAAUGCGGGCAAGACGACGACGUACGUGCUCGAUCGUGUCCAGAUCAAAGAACAAUUGCCGACAACACGUACGUUACAUUUGACCGUACAUGUCCAAGUACUCCAACAACGCAAGGAUAAAUGGUCAGAGCGCAUGUCCAGGCUACAUGUACUGCUUGUUACCUCCCUCGGUCCCUCCCUUCAUUCCCGUGUGAUGCGCUCCAUCUGUAGUACCUGGAUCAACUACAUAAUAUGUGUGUGUAUACUUACCGAGUAAUAAUGCUAUGUACUCUCUAUUGC
Molecule: messenger RNA, 1811 nt
Organism: Zea mays
Lineage: Eukaryota; Viridiplantae; Streptophyta; Magnoliopsida; Poales; Poaceae
Product: ent-kaurenoic acid oxidase
Exons: 8
Coding region: 1-1533 (510 amino acids)
Biological process (GO): multicellular organism development; brassinosteroid homeostasis; sterol metabolic process
Molecular function (GO): monooxygenase activity; oxidoreductase activity, acting on paired donors, with incorporation or reduction of molecular oxygen; iron ion binding
Source: RefSeq, a predicted model, not a curated record